Molecule: messenger RNA, 1383 nt
Organism: Saxophila tyrrhenica
Lineage: Eukaryota; Fungi; Ascomycota; Dothideomycetes; Mycosphaerellales; Extremaceae
Exons: 2
Coding region: 1-1383 (460 amino acids)
Molecular function (GO): molybdenum ion binding; pyridoxal phosphate binding; catalytic activity
Source: RefSeq, a predicted model, not a curated record
AUGGAUACGGCGUGGAACUCUCUCAACACCUACUCAGCAGGAGCACGCGGCGCGAUGAACGAUCUCAAAGAAGUACUGUCCGAUCCGUGGGCGGCCGUGAACAACUUCCACCAACUCCACUGGCGCAUCCACACCAUGAUGAUGCUCAUCGGUACCGCCGGAUUGGCAUUCUUGAUCAUGAUGUUCUUGGCCAACUGGACCUCCGUUGGCCAGAAGACCAAGGAGGCCGUUAAAGAAGCUCUGCCCAUCGCUAAACCAGGCUCGCCACCAAUUCCACCGCCAACAGACAUCGUCAGCCUGCGCAUCUACCCUAUCAAAUCUUGCAGAGGCAUCGAGCUCGACAAGACCCGCCUCCGCAAGACUGGCCUCACGUUGGACAGGAACUGGAUGUUCGUCGCCCAAGACGACACCAACAGCAAUGGCGCGCCCAAAUUCCUCACCAUCCGCAGCGACCCCAGCAUGACCCUGAUCGACACCGCACUCGUCGACGACCCAGAAACCAAACAGCAGAACCUCGAGAUCUCCAUCCACGGCACCGACGCUCGCGUCUUAAUUCCCGCCUUCCCAACGCAAGAAUGGCUCUCCAACAACACCACCUUGAAGACCGUGGAGAUCUGGGAGAAAGAAACCGACGGCUACGUCUACAACGACUCCAUCAACGCCCCCUUCUCCUCCUUCUUCAACAAGCCCGUCGCGCUCGUCUACAAAGGCCCCACGCACCGUAUGGUCGCCGUCAACGGGUCCAAGGAACUCUACGGCGUGGAGACGGCGCAUCAUUUCGCCGACGUCAUGUCCUUGCAAAUCGCCUCGCAAUCCAGCAUCGACGACCUCAACCGCCGGCUCGAAGCCAAAGGUGCAGAUGUCCCGAAGGAUCUAACCAUCGAGCGCUUCCGCCCGAACAUCAUCGUGCGCGGUCGGGACGAUAAGCCGUGGGAAGAGGAUACCUGGAAGCGCAUCCGUAUCACCACCACCCUUCACGACGAGGAAGCGAUGUACCGUAUCGACCUCGACGCCGUGGCCCGGUGCGCGCGAUGUCAGGUCCCGAACGUCGACCCGGACACGGCGGAGAAGCACGCCAAGGAGCCGUGGGACGAGCUGAUGAAGUUCAGGAGGGUGGAUGAGGGCGGGCCGGCGAAGUGGAAGCCGUGUUUUGGGAUGCUGUGUAUUCCGAGGAGUGAAGGGAAGGUCGCGGUCGGGGCGACGGUGGAGGUGCUGGAGACGACGAAGAAUCAUCUUUAUAAUACGAGGAAGUUUGCCGAUUUUCCCACGCAAAACCCCGGCAACGCCAUUGAAUGUGCCAUCUCUUAUCACGAGUAUGCGGCGCUGAAACGCCGAACGAAAGACAGCAACGCCUCCCAUCCCGCACCCAUGCAGCAGCAGUAG